Molecule: messenger RNA, 444 nt
Organism: Candidozyma haemuli
Lineage: Eukaryota; Fungi; Ascomycota; Pichiomycetes; Serinales; Metschnikowiaceae
Exons: 1
Coding region: 1-444 (147 amino acids)
Source: RefSeq, a predicted model, not a curated record
AUGGCAUGGCUUCCCUUUGGUGCUGGCAAAAACGGUGAUCAGGCGCAGGCUCCAGGUCCGCAAUCUCCUCAAUUGGAGCAACGUUCCCAUCAAAAUCUUUCAAUUCUGCCCGAUGAGCUGGACAUCCAGAAUACCUUGAACCAGAUUGCUACCUCCCAAACUCAGCCUGAUGUUCAGUUUGCGCAGGCAAAGACUAAAGAGGAGAGCAACGAGGCUGUCAAUAAGUUUGUCGGCGACCAUCCUAAGAGAAUGUUUAUCAUUGAUGGCGAGAAAUACGCCAAUGAGUCAAUCAUCUGCACCAACGACCAGAGGGGAGAGAAGACGUGCUUACGUUUGAGAUAUAACCUGAUUCAACUCUUCAAGCAGAUGCAGAAGCUUGAGUACUUCUGCUCCUUGCCCAACGACAUCGAUGCUACUUACUUUGAGUGUCGUAAGAUGACAUAG